Molecule: messenger RNA, 4252 nt
Organism: Oryzias latipes (Japanese medaka)
Lineage: Eukaryota; Metazoa; Chordata; Actinopteri; Beloniformes; Adrianichthyidae
Gene: ccnjl
Product: cyclin J-like
Source: RefSeq, a predicted model, not a curated record
UUUUCCCUUUAACAUUUGUAUUGCUCUCUUAACCACAGACGUGUGGCACUGUUGUCCAUGUAAACUGCAUUUCCCAGAGUGCAUCAGUACUUUUUACGUCGACCCCUCUCGCCUCGCAGCUCAGCAGCCGCAGCUGGUGCAGCCGGAGAGGCUACUUUGUUAAAGCAAGCUACCGGAGAGGAGAACGGUAGAGCAGAUUUUCUCGGAAAAAGUGUGAACAGUUUAGGAAGCAAGGCGAGCGGAGGCCUUCCCGCCUCAUUCCUGUGUGGGGGGCCGUUCGAUGACCGCGGCAGCAGAUUUGUAGUUUGUGAGUUUUUUGCGCCGAAAGCGUGUAUCUUAAAGUUGUGCCGACAAGGAGUUUUAUCAUCCAGGAUGUCGGACUGAGACAAAGGGGUCUGGGAGGGGGGUGGGCAUUCCCGUCGGAGCGGUCAAACUUGGUUCUGGAGGCCUCCUCUGAAUGGGAAAGAUGGAGAGGGAGCUGCAGUGGUGGAAAGGACAGCUGGCUUCUGACAUCCAUCAGUCCCUGCGCAUCAAGGAGCUGAAGCUGCCGGUCUACCGAGCCCACUCCCCGCAGAUCGGCAUGCGGCGAUACUUUGCAGACCUGCUGGCCAUCCUGAGCAAUCGCUACCAGCUCUGUCCGACGGCACGCCAUUUGGCCGUCUACCUGCUGGACUUGUUCAUGGACCACUAUGAUGUGGCUGUCAAACAGCUCUAUGUCAUUGCGCUCUCCUGCUUGUUGCUUGCUAGUAAAUUUGAGGAGAAGGAGGACCGAGUUCCCAAACUGGAGCAGCUGAACUCCCUCGGCUUCAUGUGCAGCUUGAACCUUGUUCUUAACAAGAAGGAUCUCAUCAAAAUGGAGCUUCUGCUCCUGGAGACGUUCGGCUGGAAUUUGUGCAUGCCAACCCCAGCUCACUUUAUUGACUACUACCUAAAUGCUGCAGUGCAGGAAAGCGACCUGUACAAUGGGUGGCCUCUGUCCUCGCUCUCAAAGACCAAGGCUUUCAUGGACAAAUACACUCACUACUUUCUGGAGGUCUCCCUGCAGGAUCACGCGUUCCUGAGUUUCCGACCAUCUCAGGUUGCUGCUGCGUGCGUGGCAGCUUCUCGCAUUUGCCUCCAGAUUUCCCCGAGUUGGACAACUGCUCUGCAUCUCCUGACAGGCUACACGUGGGACCACCUCACCCAGUGCAUUGAACUGAUGCUGCUAGCUCACGACAAUGAUGUAAAGGAGGCCAAUAAAACCAAAUCCACCCCUCCUCAUCGACUCUCCUCUCUGCAGUCGCAGCCACAGACCUCUCACCUUUCUCCAGUUUCAUCUAUCCAGAGACCGGCCUCCUCCUCCUCCUCUUCCUCCUCUGCCUCAUCGACACCACAGUUGCUCUUUCAGCCAGAUGGCUUCCCUCACCUUUUGCAGCACUCCCCGUCUCUGUCCCAGCUGCAGGCGCUCGCUGACUCCCAGGCUUUGGGCUCUGUCGUGAGCAUGUCUCAGGACUUCCUUCAGAACCACACUAUGAGUUUACUAACUGGAGCUCCUCCUGUCACUCCUAGCGGCGUGUUCCCUUCUUACUCAAGUAUAACUUCGGGUCUGCAACCAGGGGUUCGCUCGCUGCCUCUUCAGCCCCCCAUCUCUGUUCAGAUGACGCUCGCCGCAGAACCGAGACACUGCCUGAGUAUGGCCUAUAGUGGCGGAUACCUCGGGGCACACCACACGUUUGCCGCCGGCUGCUUUGACAGGUGACGCCAGGAGACGGAGAGGGAACUCAACCCCCUGCAGGAGUCCACUGUAAUGCUUCCAUCCCAGCUCCAAACCCAGAAACACCCGCUUACAGACCUCCUGUCUCUCUCCGUCGGCCCCGCAGCACCUCCCACCCGCCCUGCUGCCCCCACCCUCCCACAGAGACGCUCCAGACGCAAGCAGAGGUCCAAAGGAAAAGCAGUAGAAGUCAUCACGUUGACGUGACCAACUCCCCGCCUCAUGUGAAAUACUGAGGCUCCUCAGACGUGUUGCUGCCAUCUUCUGAACUGGAUUUAUAAAUGUGUUUUAUUGAGACUGUCAUCACUGUGAAUGAGAUGAAAGCAGCAGUGCGAUCCAACAGCCUCCUCAUUCAGUGCCUGUGCUCUCAGUUGUGUAUGAAAGCUGAGCCAAAUCUAGUGGUGCGCAAAACACAAAGUAUCUGUGAUAAGGAUUACUUGCUGCUCAACCGGUUUUUCUUUUCAAAACUCCAUAUUUAAACAUGCGUGUUAGUUUUUUUUAAAAUCUCUUUUCCAUUUUGUGAGGUGGAGAAAAUACAUUUUUAUAUUUUAGGAUGAAUCUCAUUAGAAAACUGGAUUUUUCUUUUUUUUCCCCCCCAGACUGCCUGUGUCUCUUGCAAACGAACAAACAUUGCAAGAAUGAGCUCAGUGGCUCCUCCACUCAUUUGUCACAACAAUAAAACCUCUGAGGAGACCCAAGAGUUUAUUUUUGAGUGCAGGUCAAGUCUGCAGCUCCAACAGGUCUCCUGUAUUAUCUAAUUGUUUUUUUUUUCUUUUCCAUCUUGUCUUUUUUUUUUUCGCUCUCCAUCUCCUACGUCGGGCCUUGUGGCGGAGCCUCACCCAAACAGGUGAAGCACGGCUCCAGGCCUCUCCAUACUAAAGGUUUAGCUUUUCCAACACCACUCAAAGGAAACAAAGCGAUGUGACUGGACCACGUGACGGAGACAUGAAGCCUUGCUCGUGUGUUGUACAUAUGAAUUGCUGCUGCCUUUCUCAUGAACUGUUGGUUCAGUGUCUGUGUUAAUGACUCGAUGUUUACAUGAACCACUUUCAGGGACUUUAUCAAGAAUUACUUGAAUACAAUGCCAUUGAAACAUGCCAUAGCUUUUAUUUAUGACCUUUUUCUGUGUUUUUUGAAUUACUUAUGUUUCUCGUAGUGUAGUUUUUUUUAUACUAAUGUAGAAAAUAUUGUUGAUUAAGUUUAGUUUUCCUUGUUUUGUCCAUUGAAACUGUCUUUUGGAGGUUUUAAGACUGAAGCUAGCUUCCCUCUCCAUCAUUCUGUGAUGUGCUUUAAUCUGAAGCGCUAAUGCUUCAUCCUCCUCUUCAUCACUGGACCAUGUACACUUCAGUAUAGAAAUGCAUGGAAUUCCUUUACUAGAUAGCGAAGUGAAAACCACGGGUUUGCUUGUAAACAUAUUCGGCUAAUAAUGGCCUCUAAUUGCAUCCUAGAUAUCUAAGGCCACAAGUGCAAGCCUUCCACUUCCGUUUGAAGUUUAAACACUUCCAGAUUACCACUGCUGAUCCCAAGGGUUUCCCACUGGUCACCAUGGUGAUCAUUUAAACAUAUGGGCCCCACGUUUGGUGGAGUUUAAGGCCAUUCUGUGGCCUUUGGUUAUUGAGUGUUGGCUAUUAACUCGAUUAUUGAUCAAAGUACCAAAAACAGAUGAAGUUUCCAUUCUGAUGCCUUCUCUUUAAACUUUUACUGCCGACAUGUAAUCCGUUUACCUUCAGGGAGGCCAAAAAGAUGCAUAACGUGCGGGUUUUCAUCAGAAGUGUGAGCUUCAUCUGAAUACAAAUAAUUGUGCUGGGGUUGAAGUUUUAAGGCUUUUUUUCUGCUGAAUUUACACACUGGACGUCACUUCGUGUUGGUGCCUUGCCCUCAGCUGUUCCAUGUCACAUAUGUUCUUCGACAUCUUGAUCAAAUAGAACGAGUUCCUUUUAUUUGUGAGGACUUUCUGCGUCCCAGCAGAACAAGUACACAGCGUGUUUUUUCUUAACUUUUAAUGUUUUGUAAUUUUUUUUUUUUACAUUCCAGUAACACUCACAUUUUAGUAUUUUUGUUCUUCUCAGCAUGAAGGUGUCAAAGGUGCAAUAACUGUUUUACCUGCUCACAGCUGUCACUGUCUUGUGUGUACCACUGGUUCAUCCCUUUGUAACUUAUUUUUGAUACUUGUGUAACUUACUUUAUCUCCUCUAGAGGGCAGUGGGCUCUGAAACAUAAAUAUGUUGCACAUUGCAGCCACAUGGUUUGAGUGAUAGAUAUUACUGACUGCUUUGGUUUUAGAUAGAAUCCCACUGUUCCUGUUUUCUAAAAGGUGCUGGUUUGACGUAAACCAAACUUGGCCGAUGCUGAUGAUGAUACGGCACCACAAACUUUAUUUUAUUUUUAUAUAUUUUUUGUAUUGACCUGUAGUCUUGGUCUAUGUGACACAGUGAUUAAAGACAAAGAAAAACAAAAGAAAUAUGAAGUGCCAUGACAAAAUAAACACAAGUGAGCUCA